AUGGCCAUUAUUCUACUACUAACUAGCAGUAUCGUCCUAUCGAUUUUGAAACAAAAAUCAACAAUAUCGAAAGCUACGCUUAUUCCAAAUGAUAACUCACAAGCAUCGACUAUGCAAAAUAAACUAGAUGAUGAUAAUCCGUACGGAUUUCAUCCAUUCUAUCAAGCUCAUAAACGUGUGCAGUUUCAAAAUCCUCCAACAUAUAAUCCAUGCCGUGAUAUCGACCCAAGUAGAACGUUACUAUUAGCUGUUUUAUCACGUGCUAGCAAUGUACAUAUACGCGAAGCGAUUCGACAGACAUGGGGUGCAAUGAGAGUUUACAAUAAUAUCGAAAUACGUGUUUCGUUUAUUGUCGGUGUGGAUGAUGGAAUGCUCAAACAAAUUGAAAUGGAACAAUCGAUCUAUCACGAUGUCAUUCAAGUGAAUUUACCUGAAAAUUAUCCUGUUGUAUCUUAUAAAGAAUUGGCUGCCUUAUGCUGGAGUCGGUAUUUUUGUUCAAAUAUUCAAUAUAUAUUCAAAGCAGAUGAAGAUAUUCAUUUAAAUAUUCCCUUGUUAACAAGUCUUGUUUCGAAUUAUAUGAAAAAUGAAAGUAUAGCAGAUACUCCAUUGAUCAUCGGUUGGUUUAGACACAAGUCUCGUGUUGAUCGUUCUGGUCGAUACAUAGUUACCGAAGAAGAAUACCCAGGAUUUUAUUAUCCACCGUAUACAUUCGGUAUUGGAUACUUGCUAACUAAAGCAGGACGUGAUAAUCUAUGUGUAAGUGCACAGCGACCACAUCCGGUAACACGUGUAGGUGACGCUUACAUAACGGGUAUUCUUCGUGAUCACGCCAAAGUUAACUAUGGACGUUUUGGUGAUGUUCAUUAUAUCUAUUCUUACACACUCAAUGGAGCUCGCUGUCAGGAAUAUUUCACAUAUGAUCCUAAACUAUUAAUUUGUAUGUCAAGUGUACAUUCCGGAUCGAGUGAUGUGGCUGAUGAAUAUGUUCAUGUUUGGAAUAUCAUACUCAAAGAAGAUAAUGAUGCAUUAGAUGAUCAAGAAUAA
This is a messenger RNA of Adineta ricciae, 1044 nucleotides long. Lineage: Eukaryota; Metazoa; Rotifera; Eurotatoria; Adinetida; Adinetidae. The record is from the annotation of a GenBank genome assembly.